AUGGCGGAAGGUGGCCAACAAGCCCAUCCCGCCGCCGCCGGCGAUGGCGGGCGGUGGCUAGCGGCGGCACCUCCAAACCUCCGCGCCAAAGUGGUCCAGAAGAUAACGAAUAAUCUGUGCCAGUUCCAAGUCCAAGGGAAUCAGCUCGACCAGCUCCACGCCGUCGCUUCCCGAUUUGAGGCCAAGGUGUUCAGCGACUCCCACAACGUGCAGGACUACCUCAGAACAAUAAGCAUCAAGAUGAUGACUCUUCAGAGCAAAUGGCAACCGGCUGCUUCCGACCACCAGGCACACACCGGAGGCCAAGUGCGGCCUCUCAAUGCAGUUCCGGCCUACGCCACCGCAGUGCCGCCGCCGCAAGCGUCGCCAUCAACCACGACUCGUCUCGCUGUAAGGCCACCUCAGGCGCAAAACAUGCAGCUCAAUCAUAAACCAUCACAGCAACCCCCAAUGGCACCCGUUGCCCAGCUCCACCCUUGUGAUCCUACCGUGGCAGCUCAGAUUCAGACUCAGUCCCUGUCCAGGCACCACAACUCCAGCGGCAUGUGUACACGGCAGCCGGUUGCGCAGGCUCCUUUCAACCAUCAGCCACACAUGCCUCCCAAUGCAGUAACUCAGAUUCAGACUGCAGUGCCGCGGUUAACAUCAGCAAAUCGGCUUCCUCCUACAGAUCAAGUGCAAAACAUGGGGAUCAACCCAAUGGCACCCACUGGCCAGCUCCACCCUUGUCAUCCAACGGCGGUUACUCAGAUUCAGUCCCAAUCCAUGGCCAGGCAUAACUCAAGCGGCAUGCGUGCACAGGAGCCACAGCAAGAUUAUUUGAGGGUCAACCAACGGCAGAGUUACCAAGCUCAAGGAGGACAGCAGUCCAAUGUCGGCCCUUUGCAGAUCGGGCCUUCUGGAGAACGUAACAACCAACAAUUUGGGCACCAUCCAGUCGAAGUGGAUUGGAGGGAAGACAUGUUCCAGAGGAUCACAUCCCUCAAGGUCGCUCACUUCUCGGAGCUCGUGGAAUUUCAGCGAGCAAUACAAGCACGCAUCCCUCAGAGGAUAACAAACCAACAGCUCGAGUCAUUACCUAAAGAGCAAGCAGACAAAUAUCGGAAAUUGGUAGAUACCAUGGCAAAGAUUGGUUCUGCAUUGAGCUUCCUACAACUCCAGAAAAGCAACAUACCUGAGGCCAUGAAGGAUCAGUUUGACAAACACCAGAUACGCAUAGAUCGUAUUCUGCAUUUUCACAGGGUCAUGAAGGAUCGGUUGCAGAACCCUCCUCGGGCUGUAAAUAACAUAGGUGCAACAGGUAGCCAGCAGAAACAUCAAGAGCAACCUGCAGCAGAGACGUCCUUUUCGCAGUCUUCAGAAACCGUUCGGGCUACAAGUCCACUUGUACAGCAGCAAGAGAACAGCCACCACUUGGCAGGUGAAGAAACAGUGGAUGACGAGGUGCGCCGUGAAGCUGAAGCACCGGUGUCCACCAAUCUGACAAUCGGCGGCAGCUCGGCACCAUUCACCGGUGGAAGUGGAACAUCAGCAAACCAAUAG
This is a messenger RNA of Aegilops tauschii subsp. strangulata, 1542 nucleotides long. NCBI's taxonomy places the organism in Eukaryota, Viridiplantae, Streptophyta, Magnoliopsida, Poales, Poaceae. The record is from RefSeq and is a predicted model, not a curated record.